Molecule: messenger RNA, 1562 nt
Organism: Trichobilharzia szidati
Lineage: Eukaryota; Metazoa; Platyhelminthes; Trematoda; Strigeidida; Schistosomatidae
Source: the annotation of a GenBank genome assembly
AGGCGGAAUUUUAACACUCCUUCGUCUCAAGACAUGCCUGUGACCAGUACUACGGAAGCUAUCUCAGUAUUAUUCACCAUACUGCAUCUUUCCAGUACAGUUGUUAAUUGUGCAUCAGAAUUCAAGUCACAGAACGACCUAGUAGACAAUUUGAAAAAAAGUGGAAUUGUUUCCUCAUUAGAUAUUGAAAGAGCGAUGCGAGAUGUUGAUCGCAAAUUUUUCGUCUCAUCGGGUCCUUAUGAAAAUCGAUCACAUAGAAUUUCACAUGGUGGUAUGGUCAGUGCGCCAUAUGUGGAUGCAUAUGUUUUAGAAGGACUAAGACAGAGUCUUACUGUACGUGCACACGUGUUAUGUGUUGGUUGUACCGGUGGAUACCUUUUGGCAUGCACAGGAAUACUGGUUGAAUCUAAAGGCUCUGUUACAGGAAUUGAAGCCCAUGAACAGCUGACUAGAAUCAAUGUAGAGAAUGUCAAAAAUUGGAUGGCUAAAAGCGAUAAAGCAGACACUCUAGGCUUAAAAUUCGGGGCGCCAUUUCACUUUUUAACUGGUAGUAAACCAGAAGAUCAAGUAACCGGAAAAGAAUUUGAUGCAAUUUAUUUGCAGGGAGACGAUAGACGUACCGUUGAGGUGUUAAAACAACUUUUGAAAGUUGGCGGUCAUUUUGUUCAUAUGAGAAGAACUGGAGAAGGAGAUGUUGAAUUAGUUAAGCUAAUUCGACUGAAGACUACCAAAUUCUAUGAAACAGUUUUGGCUCGUAUUCCAUUGGAUGUGCCUACUAAAGAAGAGAAACCAACAGAAGAAGAAUUUUCAAUUGACCAUUACACUCUCGAUUUCGACGAACUACUACUUGCAUCAAUUCAGAUAAAGCAUAUUCCAGAUAUUAAAGUAGUCCUACUGUUACUCGUCUGCACUGUUACUAUCUCGUUCAUCAGAUUAUUUUAAUGAACAGUGUACCGUUCAGUGCUAAGUUUCAUUGAAACCAGAAUUACUCCCCAGUCUAGAGUGACACUGGAACUCGAACUUGCCGAAUAACUUGUUCAUUGUUAUUUAACACUUUAUUCCAAGUCACUAACAUUCGACCCUUCUCAGAUUCAUCAUUAUCGUUCACUUACAUAUAUAUAUAGACCAAGGUGAUACAUACUUUGUUUAAGUCAUGUCAUUUCUUGUGCGUCCCUUGCUAUUUCAUCGUCAGUAACUUUGCAUUAACUAUACGAUGGUAUUUGAUAUUUCGCCUUAAUUACAACACUCUCUAACUGCAUUACCUCACGGAUACUUCUGCAUAUUAUGUUUGUGAUUGUGAGUGUACUAACGGCUUCCAGAACCUAUUUUUUAUGCUCAAGGUUUAUUUGUAGUCUUUAUUUAUCCAAUUAACUUAGUAAUAUACGAGAUAUCAUCAGCGGUCUAAGUGUAUUCACAAUUAUCUUAACAUUAUAAAUAAAAACCCAACUCAAUAAGUGUUAGCUAAUCAUUAUGUUUACUUGUUUCAGACUAAGUUAAACUUUUCUGUUAUUUUUCCUGCUGUAAGCAGUUUACAAUGUUAGCACAGUUCAAAAAGGGUCAGA